AUGGAGAAAGAUGCGUAUGCUAAUUCGAUAAUGGCUGUACUUCCAUGGAUGUUUGUUUACUCGACAAAGAAAUUUGACUUCCGUGGAUGCGAAUUUGGUGGAUUGCAGACCAUCAACGGCGUCCUCCGCCACGUGGACCUCCGCAGAGGAUCCAACGGCUGGGCCUCUCCACCCGGCGACCUCUUCAACCUCCGCUCCAAAGGCUACUUCACCCGCGCCCCAAAAAACCCCGUCGGGCCGUACCUCCUCCAACCCGCCGGCGUCGACUGGCUCCGCUCCACAUCCCGCCUGGACAACGUCCUGGGCCGGCCCGAUAACAGAAUCCGCAGGGCCCAGGCCGAAGCCCAAACCCUGAAGUCCUUCAUUUUCGCCGUCAAUCUCCAAAUCCCAGGCCGCGAUUGCCACUCCGCCGUCUUCUACUUCGCCGCCGACGAGCCCAUCUCGCCUGGGUCCCUCCUCUACCGCUUCGUCAACGGCGACGACGCGUUCCGCAAUUCUAGGUUUAAGAUCGUGAACAGGAUCGUCAAGGGGCCGUGGAUCGUGAAGGCGGCGGUGGGGAAUGCGGCUUGUUUGCUGGGGAAGGCGCUGACGUGCCGCUACCACAGAGGGGAGAACUACCUGGAGAUCGACGUCGACAUUGGGAGCUCGGCGAUAGCGAACGCGGUGCUGCAUCUGGCUCUUGGGUACGUGACGGCGGUCACGAUCGAUAUGGGGUUUGUUGUGGAGCGCAGCGAGGAGGAGGAGUUGCCGCAGAGAUUGAUCGGGGCGGUGAGGAUCGCGCAGAUGGAGAUGAGCUCUGCGACUUUUGUGGAGACCCCGGCGGCCGCGUCGAAGGCGCGCGGUGGCGGGAAAGGGGACUGCGAAGGUGAAUGACGCGGAGAGAUUGAGGUGGAUACUAGACAACAAUAAAUGGGAAAACUGAAAGGGAAAAAUAAAAUAAAAUUCUUGUUAGGUCAUUGUAAUUGUCAUCGUCAAUUACGAAGCUUAUAUUUGAACCUUUGGAGCCAGUGACAGAUAGCGCUUUAAUUGUCGUUGUCAAUUAUGAAGCUUAUUAUAUUUGAACCUUUGAAGCCGGUGACAAAUUGUGCUGAUAUUGAAUUUAUCAUUCUGCUUUA
Molecule: messenger RNA, 1115 nt
Organism: Asparagus officinalis (garden asparagus)
Lineage: Eukaryota; Viridiplantae; Streptophyta; Magnoliopsida; Asparagales; Asparagaceae
Product: protein ENHANCED DISEASE RESISTANCE 2-like
Source: RefSeq, a predicted model, not a curated record